ACACUAAGAAAACAAAAAAAAAUAGCACAGCAAAAUAGACGUGCUGAGCACUGUAAAAAGUCAGUUUUGAUGAAAUUGGGAUAUUGAGUUUGUUGUUUAUUGUGUGCUGGUCGAGCUCCUAGCCUCGACAAAUCUGUAAACCGAUCGGAAGAAGCGACCUUGGAGGCCACCAUUCAACCGGAUUUUACGCAACGCGACACAAAAUCCGCAAAAUUGCACAGGGGCAACAACAAUAAAAAGCAGUUGAGAACAGUGAAAGGGGAAAGGAGAACGGGGAACGGAGAACAGUGAAGAGAGAGCCCGAAAACAGAAAACAGAAACAUCAUGGCGAACAUGGCCGUAUCGCGGAUCAAGAGGGAAUUCAAGGAGGUGAUGCGCAGCGAGGAGAUCGUCCAGUGUUCCAUCAAAAUAGAACUGGUCAACGACAGUUGGACGGAGCUGCGCGGCGAGAUCGCCGGUCCUCCCGACACGCCCUACGAAGGCGGCAAGUUCGUCCUGGAGAUCAAGGUGCCCGAGACAUAUCCCUUCAAUCCGCCAAAGGUCCGCUUCAUAACGCGCAUCUGGCAUCCGAACAUUUCGUCGGUGACGGGCGCCAUUUGCCUGGACAUUUUGAAGGACAACUGGGCCGCGGCGAUGACACUGCGCACUGUGCUGCUGUCCCUGCAGGCGCUCCUGGCCGCCGCCGAGCCGGACGAUCCGCAGGACGCCGUGGUGGCGUACCAGUUCAAGGACAAGUACGAGCUGUUUCUGCUGACCGCCAAGCACUGGACAAAUGCGUAUGCGGGCGGACCGCACACCUUUCCCGAUUGUGAUUCAAAGAUCCAACGUCUCAAGGACAUGGGCAUCGACGAGCACGAGGCGCGCGCCGUGCUGUCCAAGGAGAACUGGAACUUGGAGAAGGCCACGGAGGGCCUGUUCAGUUAGCUUGUCCCAGCCACUUUAUCACCAGUACCAUUCUCGGCGGCGGCUUCACCAACAGCACCAGCAACUUCAGCAUCAAUCUUUCAAACUGGCAAUCACGCUAAAUUCUAGUACACACACAACCAGAAAAUCAUUUUCGUAAAUUAUGUCUACAAAAUCGCAUUGCCUGUAUUUCUAUGAAUUCGAUGUUAUUAUUUUUUUUAUUAAUUUUUAAUGACUAUUUUUGUGCACCUUUUGCCGCUGGAUGGGUCAACGAAAGGUUGAGCCUAAGGCCAUGCCCACGCGCCCCUCAAGCAUGUGUUAUGCAAUCGAACCCAGGGUUCUGUUUCAUUUCCUUACGUGCAGUCGCAUUUAUUUGCAGGCCCCUUCUUAAAUAAUACUGUUUUUCCAUUUCAAUCUUAAUUUAUACAAGAAAAAAAAACAAAAGAAAAUUAAAAAAAAAUUCAAUGUGAAAAUAAGAAGUGUAUAACAAAUCGAAGUCUUUGUAAAUUGCGUUAAGUUAAUAAAUAAAUAAAUAAACAAAUAUUAAGAAAUGCUUAAA
Molecule: messenger RNA, 1462 nt
Organism: Drosophila ficusphila
Lineage: Eukaryota; Metazoa; Arthropoda; Insecta; Diptera; Drosophilidae
Gene: Ubc4
Product: ubiquitin-conjugating enzyme E2-22 kDa
Exons: 3
Coding region: 325-924 (199 amino acids)
Biological process (GO): protein polyubiquitination; proteasome-mediated ubiquitin-dependent protein catabolic process
Cellular component (GO): nucleus
Molecular function (GO): ubiquitin conjugating enzyme activity; protein binding
Source: RefSeq, a predicted model, not a curated record